AUGAAAAAAAAGAAAGCAUUGCCUUCUUUACUAUAUCUUGUAUUUAUCGUACUUUUGCCCUGGGGGGCCUCUUUCUCAGUUAACAAAUGUCUGGAACUUUGGAUUAAGAAUUGGUGGAAUACCAGACAAUCUGAAACUCUCUUAACUGAUAUUCAAGAGAAAAGGAUUCUAGAAAGAUUCAUAGAAUUAGAAGAACUUUCUCUCUUGGACGAGAUGAUAAAAGAGAAACCAAAGACACAUGUACAAAAACCUCCUAUAGGAAUACACAAGGAAAUAAUACAAUGGGUCAAAAUAGAUAAUGAAGAUCAUCUCCAUAUCAUUUUGCAUUUCUCGACAAAUAUAAUCUGUUUGGCUAUUCUAAGUAGUUCUUUUUUUUUUGGUAAAGAGGAACUUGUCAUUUGGAAUUCUUGGGUUCAGGAAUUCUUCCAUAACUUAAAUGACUCAAUAAAAGCUUUUUUUAUCCUUUUGGUUACUGAUUUUUUUGUUGGAUUUCACUCCACCCGGGGUUGGGAACUAGUAAUUCGUUGGGUCUACAACGAUCUUGGAUGGGCUCCUAACGAGCUAAUUUUUACUAUUUUUGUUUGUAGUUUUCCAGUAAUUCUAGAUACAUGUUUGAAAUUUUGGGUCUUUUUUUGUUUAAACCGUCUAUCCCCUUCGCUUGUAGUCAUUUAUCAUUCAAUUAGUGAAGCAUAA
Molecule: messenger RNA, 693 nt
Organism: Brachypodium distachyon (stiff brome)
Lineage: Eukaryota; Viridiplantae; Streptophyta; Magnoliopsida; Poales; Poaceae
Source: the annotation of a RefSeq genome assembly